Molecule: messenger RNA, 1143 nt
Organism: Candida albicans SC5314
Lineage: Eukaryota; Fungi; Ascomycota; Pichiomycetes; Serinales; Debaryomycetaceae
Exons: 1
Coding region: 1-1143 (380 amino acids)
Biological process (GO): regulation of transcription by RNA polymerase II
Molecular function (GO): RNA polymerase II cis-regulatory region sequence-specific DNA binding; DNA-binding transcription factor activity
Source: RefSeq, a predicted model, not a curated record
AUGACCUUAUCAUCAAGAAGAAGAGAAUUGAGAGCUUCUAUUCGAGAGAAUAUUAGACAGGCUGAAAAUUUCGACCAAGAGGAUGAUGCAGAUAAACACAUUGAUCAGGAGUUGAGACAUUUGCAACACAGCCACCCGCAAGAACACGAGGCAACUACCAAUCACGAUGCUACCAAACUGAUCAACACCAUUAAACGAGAGCAUGAAGAACAUGCUGGCUAUAAUAAUGCUUAUGAUACAAUCAAAGUGAAACGUGAAUUUGAUAACAAACAAGGAGAGGAUGAUGACGAAGAAGAAGAAGAGGAGUAUCAAGAGGAGAAUGAACAUACUGAGAUACCAAACAGAAGGAGAACCCGAAACAAACGACAAAGAAUAGAACUUUCAAAUACUACAGUAGCUCCCCAGACAAGAACUAUUUUUAAGCAUAUUGAUAAUCCCGAUUCCACCAUUUGUGAGCACUGUGGACUUGCAUUUAGAAAUGUUAUUGAUAAGAGAAAUCACCGCAGAACUCAUUCACAGCCAAAGAGGCACGUAUGUGAAACAUGUGGUAAAAAGUUUAGUCAGAAAGCAAAUUUGGAAAUUCACAAAACACAUGUACAUCAUGAUUUGAUAUUGGAUGAAUAUAACGGCGAGUUGCCAAAUCAACCUGUUGAAGAUAAUAGUGCAAAUAUUUUUUCAAAUGACAACAAUACUAAGCCACCAGUUAAUUUGAAGGACGUUAGAGUAUUUCAUUGUAAUGCUUUACAAUGUGGUAAAGGUUUUAUUUCACACGACAAGUUGAUGGACCAUAUUGCUACAGAACACCCUAAUUUUGUACCGGAAGUGAAAAAGGAAACAAAGAGAGAGAAAAAGAAAGCACAACUUCCCAAAGUUCAUGAAUGUACUUUUGAAGGAUGUGACAAGUCGUUUGCAAAAAUUUCAGAUUAUAAAAGACAUUAUCGUAUCCAUACUGGUGAAAGACCAUAUAUUUGCGAGCAUUGUGGAGCUAGUUUCAAUCAACGUUAUAGAUUAACAACCCAUACCAGAAUUCAUACUGGGGAAAAACCAUUCCAAUGCAAAUAUUGUGGGAAAACAUUUGCCCGAGGUGAUGCUGUGCAGUCUCAUAUCUUUUCAAUUCAUCGAGCCAAAGGAGAGGCAUUCUGA